AUGUCGACCAGCAGAAACUCGUCAUACACAAAUCCCAUGCUGCCGGGAUGGCACUCUGAUCCAAGUUGCAUCUUCGUGGCUGAGGAACACAAUUCCUUCUUCUGUGCGACAUCAUCAUUUCUCACCUUUCCGGGAAUGCCAAUCUACACCAGCAAGGACUUGGUAAAUUGGAGGCUCUCUAGUCACGUAUUCUCUAGGCCAUCUCAAGUGCCCCAGAUUGGAAAUACUACUGUCCAAAACGGCGGUCUCUGGGCAACGACCAUUCGGUACCACGAUGGCAAAUUCUACGCAAUAGUAUCAUACACUCCAGAAUCGCCGUUCGUUGUUACCGGGUUCAUCUUCACGACUAGCAACCCAUAUGAUAAUAGUGCGUGGAGCGAUCCGCUAGUAUUUCCGCUGAUUGACAUUGAUCCAAACCUGUUCUGGGACGAGGACGGGAAGACAUACAUCCAGUUCUCUGGCAUCCAUCAGCAGACCAUUGAUCUUGAGACGGGUGCCCUCGGCCCAGCAAGCAUUAUAUGGAAAGGCUUCACUGAAUAUAUUCCCGAGGGGCCGCGCAUGUACAAGAAAGACGGCUACUAUUAUCUCAUGAUUGCCGAAGGUGGAACAGAGCUGGGACACCACGAAGCCAUCGCUCGUUCGAAAAAUAUCUGGGGCCCUUAUGAGGGCUACUCAGCGAAUCCCAUUCUUACGAACACCAACACUACCGAGUAUUUCCAGACUGUCGGCCACGCAGAACUGUUUCAAGAUGCGUCUGGAUAUUGGUGGGGCUCCGCCCUUGCCACAAGAUCUGGACCUCUAUGGGAAAACUAUCCAAUGGGUCGUGAGACUGUCUUAUUUCCCGUAACAUGGGAAGAGGGCGAAUGGCCCGUUCUACAGCCAGUCCGCGGCUUAAUGAGCGGCUGGCCACUGCCACCACAGACGAGAGAAAUACCAGGAAGUGGACCGUUUAUUCAAGAUCCAGAUAUCAUUGACUUUCCUCCGGGAUCAGCGAUCCCACCACAUUUUCUAUACUGGCGAUUCCCACCAAAAGAUGCGUUCGCAGUCUCUCCUGAGGGUCAUCUCAAUUCUCUUCGGCUACGUCCGUCGAAGUCAAAUAUCACGUCCAACGAACCGCUGACAACGAUAGAAGAACUGAGUCUCAUCAUGCGUGUACAAACAGACACCUUGUUUAGUUUCAGUGUCGAUGUUAUUUCGUUUGAGCCAAAAGUGCAAGAGGAGGAGGUUGGCGUGACGGCUUUCCUCACGCAAACACAGCAUCUUGACUUGGGCAUUGUGCUCUUGCCUGUGAGCUGUUGCGGAUCAAAAGACAAGGCGAAACUAGCUCCCCAUUUACGAUUCCGUGUCACAAAUGUACCCGCCCUAGCAGGAAACUUUAAUGGAACCUUGCCAACCGUCAUAAAAACGUUGCCGGAGAGUUGGCUGGAUGCACCUAUACGACUACAUAUUGAUGCGGUCAACGAGACUCAUUACGCACUAUCUGCUGCAUCAUCGAAGGAACCCGGGGUAAUUGAGCUCAUGGGCACAGCACCUGCAACGAUUUUGAGCGGAGGCGAUGGCGAAUUUACUGGUAAAUUUCUUCUAUUUUACAUGAGUCUCCGUUCAGAAAAAAUUGCUACCAAAAUGGUUAUGGACGCUACUACAUUUUUAAACCUAUGUCAUGUUUCCUUACUGACGAAUUUCCAGGCACGCUCGUCGGAGUGUAUGCUACUAGUAACGGUGGUGAAGGAACGACAGAGUCAUAUAUCAGCAGAUGGCGCUAUCAAGGCAAAGGGCAAGAUAUCAACAAUGGUACAUUCGUACCAUACAGUCCGUUCAUACAGUCUGUUUAAUGCAUUCGGCUAA
Penicillium odoratum is the source of this 1845-nucleotide messenger RNA. RefSeq lists its product as uncharacterized. The record is from RefSeq and is a predicted model, not a curated record. The transcript has a single exon. Gene Ontology annotation, molecular function: hydrolase activity, hydrolyzing O-glycosyl compounds. Bases 1 to 1845 code for a protein of 614 amino acids. Gene Ontology annotation, biological process: carbohydrate metabolic process. NCBI's taxonomy places the organism in Eukaryota, Fungi, Ascomycota, Eurotiomycetes, Eurotiales, Aspergillaceae.